ACAAACUGGCAAUUCACCUCACAACAUCUAAAAUACAACUUUAAAAUAAAAAAAAUAUUUUAAAAUAUUGGAAUACUAAGACCUAAAACUAAAUCAAAAUGCAUCGUUCAAUAUUUGUACUCUUCAUCACCAUCACUUUUCUGGUAUACAUAUCGAAUGGCUUGUACAUUAAGACCGCAACUGAUAAUCAAAGUAUCAAAACUUCAAGCAAUAAUAAUAAUGCUGAUGCUAAAAAUAAGAAUGAAUGGAGUGUUUUUAAGCAAAAACUCGGAUUAACUAAUCAAAAAGUUGAAUUACUUAAGUCGCAAAAAGACCAAGAGGGAACUAUGGAGUUAUUGAAUAGAUUUAUUCAAGAAAAUCCUAAAUACAAUACAAAUGCAGAGGCUACCGAGGAGCCCAUAAACACAGAACCAUCUAAUCACUUCUUACAAGUUUAUCACAAUAUUCUCAAACAGCUGAAACUCUCACGCAGCACAUUGAAGACUUCACUCAAUUUCGAAUUGGCCGAUAAGCCACAAAAAAACCUUAAACGUUCUCGCCGCAAGAUUGCUGUUAAAAUGGUUUCCGAUAUGCCAACUGAAAAAAUCGAUGAUCUACUUAAAAUGUUCAAUGAAAAACAUGGCAUUAAUAAUCAAGACAAUGACGACGAUGAUGUCGAUGGUGACGUUGAUGUUCCAGAAGCUGAUGGCGACUACAGCGAUUUUCCCAUGAAUCUACCCUCAGCUAUGGAUCCCGAUUAUAUGUAUGAAAAUCUCUAUGAAGAUGAAGAGGAUCUAGCUGUGCCAGCUAAAUCACAUCACAAUUCUCAAUAUGGAUCUUUGCAAGAUUUAAUACUGCAGGCCAGCCGCAAUCAAUGGCAACGAGAAAUCGAAGAAACCAAAUUGCGCAAUCGUAAUAAUGAGCAUUUCAUUUAAUCUAUGAAUGUUUGUUCUUCAUUAUUCGAAGUAAUCAAGUGCAAUAUGCUUUAUGAUACUCAAACACAAUGAUCAUCAUUAAUCUUAAUGGUCAUAUGGAACGUGUAACACGUUGAUCGUUGUUAUUAAUAAAAGAUAAGCAAUACGCGUUGAUGCUAUCUGACUUUGUGACCGCCUAUCCAAUGAUUCGCUAGACCGAAUCAUUUGUUUAGUCUCUCUACAUUCAAACAUCUCUACUUAAAUACUUGGUCGUGAAUGGCAUCUAUUUACUGAAAGACUUAAGUCCAUUUAAGUUGAUUUAAACAAUUCACACAAAAACCGAUAUUAUAUAUUUUUUUAACGAAAUAAGUAGUUUUAAUUUAUUUAUUAUUUAAU
This is a messenger RNA of Calliphora vicina (urban bluebottle blowfly), 1289 nucleotides long. RefSeq lists its product as uncharacterized. Lineage: Eukaryota; Metazoa; Arthropoda; Insecta; Diptera; Calliphoridae. The transcript is spliced from 2 exons. The record is from RefSeq and is a predicted model, not a curated record. Bases 99 to 914 code for a protein of 271 amino acids.